Messenger RNA from Dracunculus medinensis (Guinea worm), 1626 nucleotides. The record is from the annotation of a GenBank genome assembly. NCBI's taxonomy places the organism in Eukaryota, Metazoa, Nematoda, Chromadorea, Rhabditida, Dracunculidae.
AUGAAAGCGGAAAUAAAACGAAAUGAAGAACUUAUGGAAGUUAUGGAUAAACGCUUCGAUGAGCAGCACGCUAAAAUUAUGUGGAAGGAAAAAUACGAGAAAGAAUACGAGUACGGACUCGAAUUAAACAAAAAAGCAGAAGCGUUAGGGGAAAUAGUGGAUGAAUAUGAAAAAAAAUUAAGAAACCUCGAAGAGAAUAGUGCAAAAGAAGCGCAACAAAUAUCGAAAUUAAAGAAUGAAAUUUCUUCGCUGAAUGAGAAAAAUUCACGAAAUAUACAAACGAUUCGCGAAUUACGAGAAAAUCUAUCGGAAUUUGAUGAAAAAUGUCAAAAAUUCGACUCAAUUUUAUUAAGCGAAAAGAAAGCUUAUAGGGAAGCCGAAAAACGAAAUGAGGAAUUAGUUUCUGAAAUGGAACAUUUGAAGGAAAAGACACAAAAAAUUAUGAUAAAUUUGGAAAAUCUUAAAGAAAUAUGCGGCGAGAAAGACCAGCAAAUUAAAAAGCUACACGAUCAAUUGGCUAAUUGUAUGGAGAAAGCCGAAAUUAAUGUAGGUGAAAUGAAGAAAAUACAUAAACAAUCAAAAGAUGAAAUGCAGAAUCGAAUGGACGAACUAAGGAAAAAAUGCCAAAAAUUGGAAGCAGAAAAUAGGCUGCAGCGAGUCAAACUUGACAGUAUAGACAGAGAAUCAUCCGUGGAAUCUGAUUAUGGUGAUUUUAUCACUGUUAUAUCAAACUUUCCAAUUUUACGAAUUUACUUUUCUAAUAGUAGUUUUUUUGUAGUUUCUGGUCGACAAAGUCGCUUAGGAAGCAGACAAUAUUCGUCGAGUUCAAUUGGUUCAUUCAGCUCAAUUCGAACAAUGAGCCGGCGUACCACAGAACCAGAUACAAAAAAUUUUGCAGAGAAAUAUUCGCCCGGUUUUCGUAGCCCAUCAAUAUUUUCAUCGAGUUAUCAUUCUGAAGUUCAGGCACUUUCACGAAGUUCAUCACAAUCUUAUAUUGCCAAUGAGCGCAAAAUUUCGCAGCUUGAGCGACAACUUCUCUCGUCAAACACUGAUAUUCAAAUCCUUAAGCGAGAGAUCGACGUUUAUAAAUCAACGCUUUCGCAAAGCGAGAAGGAUCGAGAAUUACUGAAUCAAAAAUUACGAACUUUGACUGCCACAUGUACGACACUGGAAAAUUCCUUAACAGAAGAAGCAGAGAAAGGUCAUGAAGUUGAAAUGAAGCUGAAAAAAACGCAGAACGAAUUGGAUGCUUUAAAGGAAAAAUAUGAAAGAAGCAUUGAAGAGAGCAAAAACGAACUGCUAGACGAGAGGUUCCCAACAGUCUUUAAAUCUUUUCAACCAAGAUUUAUUUUUCCCUAUUUGUAUACUUUUCAGGUUGCUCGUUUAGAAAGCAUUCGAAAAACUCACGAAGCGUAUGGUGAAACUUGGGAACACCAAUAUCGAAAGGCUGCUGUGGAACUUGAGUCACUACGUGAUGAGAAUGCUAUGCUAAAAACAAAAAUUAGGCGGCAAUAUAGACAGAUUGAAUUACUUACGCAGCAAACAAAGAUCGAAGCAGACGUUACUUUCCUUGAGAAGAAGAUGGGCCUCGAUAAUUCAGUGCAAGGAGAAGCGGAAGCGCAUUAG